This is a messenger RNA of Penicillium griseofulvum, 1596 nucleotides long. Its product is annotated as putative C2H2 finger domain protein. The coding region runs from base 1 to 1596 and encodes 531 amino acids. NCBI's taxonomy places the organism in Eukaryota, Fungi, Ascomycota, Eurotiomycetes, Eurotiales, Aspergillaceae. The transcript is spliced from 2 exons. The record is from RefSeq and is a predicted model, not a curated record. Gene Ontology annotation, cellular component: cytoplasm. Gene Ontology annotation, molecular function: nucleic acid binding; zinc ion binding.
AUGGGCCAAUUUCAUUCCAGCCAGGCAAGCUCCGGUUCUUCAGAACAAUCAAACCAGAAGACCGAUUAUUAUGAGCUGCUUGGUGUAACACGUGGUGCAACAGAUGAGGAGAUCAAAAAAGCAUAUCGAAAAAAAGCUCUUGUAUUGCACCCAGAUCGAAAUUAUGGGAAUGUUGACGAGGCUACCAAGCUGUUUGCUGAAAUCCAAUCCGCCUAUGAAGUACUCGCAGAUCCCCAGGAACGAGCAUGGUACGACUCCCAUAGCGAUGCAUUCUUAGGGACAAACGGAAAUACCGAUGAUCAGCACUCGUAUAAUGUUCGAAUCACAACAGCCGAAGAUGUCCUCAAACUCUUUUCGAAGUUCAGUCCUCGAAUGGAGUUCUCUGACUCUCCAACCGGAUUUUUUGGUGGUUUACGUGAGCAAUUCGAACAGCUCGCACUAGAAGAAAGAUUAGCCUGUCAGUGGGAGGAUCAAGAUCCCAUUGAAUAUCCAUCAUUCGGGUCUAGUAAUGAUGAUUUUGAGAACGUUGUACGGCCCUUCUAUGCUGCGUGGACUGGGUUCUCCACCCAAAAGAAGUUCGCAUGGAAAGAUGCUCAUCGUUAUUCUGAGGCGCCUGAUCGUCGGGUGCGACGAAUGAUGGAAAAGGAGAACAAACGUCUCCGGGAGGAAGGCAUCCGAGAAUUCAACGAUGCUGUCAGGUCCCUCGUGGCUUUUGUCAAAAAGCGUGACCCACGGUAUAAAGCCAAUGCCCCGAGUGAGGCACAACGCCAGGAAACUCUCCGCCAGUCUGUGGCUGCACAAGCUGCAAGAUCGCGAGCUGUGAAUCAAGCCAAGAUGCGGGAUCAUGUACUCCCCGAGUGGGCCCAAUCAGAAGAACCAGUGGCAGCCGACGAGGAUGAGAGCGAAGAGAGCGAAGUCGAGAGUUUUGAAUGUGUUGUAUGCCACAAAUAUUUCAAAAGCCAGAAACAAUUUGAGGCACACGAACGUAGCAAAAAGCAUUUGAAGGCAGUCAAACAGCUAUGCUGGGAGAUGCGAAUGCAGAACGACGAAUUGGAUUUGGAGUCCGCUGAUGACUCGAGUACCAAUGCAACUACAACUAACCCUCUUGAGGUUGAUGACGGGGAGGAUGAGGUCUAUGCUACUUCACAGGACGAUGUGCGAUUAGAUGUCUUGAAGAGCCACGACACUGAUGCUGAGGAUCAAGGAAGUUCGCAUGACCUUGAAGAAACAACCAAGCUCUCCGAGCCAAACUCCCCAACUACUUCGCACAAUGACGAUGACGAUUAUGCCUCCAGGGAAUAUGUCGAGACGAGGCUCCGCACCGAGUUGAAUUCUUUAUCUAUGGGCGCCGGAUACUCUGGUAUACCUGCUCACCCGUCUUCGGACCUCGCCGAGCAGUCACCAACUCUCAAAAUGGGCAAAGCCAAGCAGAAACGGGCGAAAAAGGCCGCGAAGCAAGCGGAUCAACCAGGGUUUAUAUGUGCAAACUGCCAGGCCCCAUUCACGUCCAAGUCUAAAUUAUUCAAUCAUAUUAGAGACCUUGGCCACGCACAACCCGUAACGGGGUCUGUUGCUAGGAAGGGGAGGAAACACUAG